AAGUUCAGUCGCUUGCUAUGUUCACUCACGGUCGCACGCAUUCGCUCGACUCGGACACGGACCAGCAGCAGAGCAAUAGCAAUCGUUACUUUGUCGAACCGUCGUUGUGCCGUCGCGGUCGUUGCCGCCGCCGUCGCCGCGGGCAUUUAUCUCCGUUUAUUAUUGCCCAGUCGUUUUAGUUAGUGUCAUUCGGGGCGCCGUCUUCGUUCAUCGCCCGUUUUUUUUUGUGUCGUUUCGUCUUGUGCGUUAUCAAUUCGCGCAUACCUCGUGCGUCCUGUAACGCGUAACGCUUGAUAACGGUGUGGCGUAUAUCCUGCUACGCUCUGUGCGGCGAAGUUUGGCUGUGUGCUGCCCCAUACGCGGGUCUAUACGCGAUUACCGGCCGUUGUUCGUGCGGGAGAUGCGAUGCGAUCGAUUACUACCACCAUUGUUCGGUGUACCGUGCAACGAAUCCUCGUGUGGUGGACGUGGAAGUGCGAGAAUUACACCCGCUAGUGAAUAAGUUAGUGGAAAACGUUCUUUUUUCUCCUGCGUGUGCCUUACAGGCGUGGUGUCUGUGAUACGGUGCGAGUGAGGACGUAGCUAUACUCCGCUCGUAACGACGUGUUUAUAGGUAAGAGUUGUGUACUGUGUGCGGUUUUUUGUUGUAGUCCUGUGUGCGUAUCCCAUUGUGUUAUAGUGUCCGUACAGUGUAGAUGAGUGCCAGUCUAGUCAUAUUGUCUCAUGGUCUCAUCAAAUUGUCGUGUAGUAUAGUUAAGACGGCGUCCGUCGCGCCACGCCAGUUACGUGUCACAUCGCGUCUGUGAUCUUGUGUCUCUGUGCAACGAAUCACCCCUGUGAUAAAGCCUAAUUAGCUCAACACGCACAAUCAACAGCAGUACGCAAUCAACCACUUCGAUUGACUGGAGAGAACACUUCUACGAGCAAUUCUUUACCGUACAAGAACUCCGUGCCUGUCCUCCUCACGCGAUACUUCUUCUCCUUCCAUGAGCUAACCUGGUAGCGGCCAGAAUCCACAUCUAUCCACCAAUCAUGUCCAGCAGUUUGUCGACCAUGCCGUUCUCGCGGCAGUACGGUUCGUUCCGGAUGUCAGGUCCCGGCAACGGUACCACCACCGCUCCAGGCAAUUGUUCGCCCGGAGCCGGAAACGCGCAUCAUCGGGUGACGCACGGUGGCAUUAGUCAAGCGUCGCGCCAUUCUUCCGGCACCGAAACCGGGGGACAGGUUGCGUCCACCGCUCGCUUACAGAUGGCGCCCCUUAGCUACCGUAUUGGCAAUCUGGCGCGCAAUUCCAGCAAUAACUGGAUCAGUAAUAGCAACAACAGUACCACCACGUUUGCUGCUAUUCGGCAACAGAAGAUCUCAGCACAGCAGCAUCAAGAGCAUACUGCGGGACGUCCUGCUGUAAGUGCGGUUAGCAAACAGCAGCAACCACCAGCAACCUGCGCAGUGCAUCGUGCCACUGGACCGUCGGCAAAGAAGAUGGGCGAACCGAUCGGGGACUCGCCACUGUUACAGUCGCCCCGCAUCAUUGCUCGCUCGGCACGCAUCGUGGAGCCAAACGCUUGGAACCGGAGGCUUACGACGUCCAGCUUUUGCACGAUGGCGAGUACCGCAGCUAGUCAGCCACAGCAUUCGGGCAACCGGUUACUGCAGACGUCACUCGCCUGCCGGAAGUCACCCGGCAGCUCCGGAACAUCCGUCGAAUCGAUCGUACCGAAGUAUACGCGAUCGUCCGGUGCUGCGAAUGGUGGAGGUACCGGCGGUAAUGGUGUUGGUGCUGGAGGCGUCGAAUCAACUGCUGCUCAGAAGCGAACGUAUAAUGCGCACAAGCCACAGAUGCGUGUAGUGUCCAGCCGUACCCUCACGAAUACGACCGGCCGUGUAGGGGGCACAGUGGCGAAGAAGGCAACCGGUGCCACCACCGCCGGUUCGAACGCAUCUCAAGAUGCUGCCGAGCGUGAAGUGGCCAAGGUGCUGCACCAUCACAAUAUGCGUGUGAUCGAUCUGCUCAACAACAACCAUCUGCAGACGAAUCGAUCGACCAACGGGCGCGUGAUUAAGGAAAACAACGAAAACCAUCAACCGGCGGUGCUGCUGGCCUCGAACGGAGGACAGAAGCUGUCCGGGCCGAAGGCGAAAGGAUCUGCCAUACCGCAACGCUUGCCACUAGCGGACCGUGAUCAACCGACCGACCGUAACAGACGGUUACUGUUGGGCGAAUGUUUUUCCAGCAAGUUCCCGAACGGGUUGCCAUUCGAGCAGGAGUUCUACUAUCGACGCACCGGCCAGGACUCGGACACUGCCCAACCUUUGCCCGAGGCUGAGCAAGAUGUCGAGAAGGGUUUGGAGGAGGUGGAAGAGGAGGAAGAUGAUGAUGCACAACACCGCAUCGUUGAUGCGUACGAACGGCACCGGAAGGCGAAAAAGCACGCACUACUACCCCGCCGACAGAUGGGGGGACAAGGUGGCGGUGUGAUGUUGGCUGGGCGACGCGUUGCAAUGACGCAGCAGGACUUGCAGCGUAGCCGCAGUGUGUCGUCUUCGGAUGAUGCGACACCGCACGCUACCACUUCCACCCCGCCGGAAGAGCGUCGAUCUGUGUCGGCUGUCGAGCGGGAACACGACGACGAUGAAGCCCUGUACGUAGACUUCACCAAGAUCCACGACCCGCAGUCGGUGGGCGAACCGGCCGAGGACGAAGAGGCGGGUGAUGGGCAAACAUCCGUGGUGGAGUAUCGUAACAUUAAUCAUAGCAGCUAUUACUACAAAUUCGAGAGCAUCAGCAGCAGCACCCACCGGAAGGAGCAAGCGCGUCGGAAGUUGCUACAGCGACGGCCGGGCGAUGCUGCUGGUGGCAGCGGCGAUGGGCGACCGGAGGUGAUGAUGCGCAGCCGUUACCAGCGUUCACGGCUCGGGUUGGACCGGGCGGGUGGGUCCAAUCCCGACGCGAAUGGUAAUACCGGGCGCGAAUAUUACGACGACGACGAGGAACGGGUACAGCGCCGUGGUGAUCCAGAGGAACAGCUCGAGGAGUAUGAGGAGGAGGAGGAUGAGGAGGACGAGGAGGAAGGCGAGGAUGGAGAGGAAGAUGAAGAGGAGGGCGAGAGGUCGACGGUGUACGUGGCCGUCGCUACGUGGGUUCCGAAGUGCAACCGGUUACCGAACGAGAGCAGCGAAAAUAACAACACGAUCAAUCUCACGCUGUCCACUAACAACGAAAACGUUGACCAACAUCAGCAACAGCAGCACCAGCAGCCUACAAGGAUUGCAGUUGCAGCAAACACCGCCACCAACACCGCACCUGCAGCAGCACCAGGCAUCCGGACGGGCCUACCCGUUCCAGCACCGGCCAGCUAUGUACAGCUCAAUCGUAAUGCUGGCCGUAGAAAUCGUGAUCGGAACCCGGACACGCAGGUACCAACAACAUCCGGUGCCUGUGAGUUCCCGCUCAAUCCUGCCCGGCGACAAUCGCGCCUACGUCGUCGAGCGUUGAACCAGCAGCAGUACGUGAAACCACCCUUCAUUCGUGAUGAUGCUGACGGCCAUUUGAUCUACCAGAUUGGAGAUGUACUGCACAUGAGAUACAAAAUUCUUGCCACCCUCGGUGAAGGAACGUUUGGACGUGUUGUGAAGGUGCGCGAUUUGGAAAGGAACCACGUCAUGGCGGUAAAGAUUAUCAAGAACGUGGACAAGUAUCGUGAUGCGGCCGAGCUGGAAAUUGGAGCGCUGGAGAAAAUCUCGCAACUCGAUCCCAACUUCGAGCACUUGUGCGUGAAAAUGCUGGACUGGUUCGACUAUCAUGGCCAUACGUGCAUCGGUUUCGAGAUGCUCGGACUGAGUGUUUUCGACUUCUUGAAAGAGAACAACUACGAACCGUACCCGAUUGAGCACGUACGGCACAUUGCCUACCAGCUGUGCUACGCUGUCCGAUUCCUGCACGAAAGCCGCCUCACGCACACGGACUUGAAGCCGGAAAACAUUCUGUUCGUCGACUCGGAGUAUACUACCACGUCUGUUCCACGCAAGACACGGGACGUGCGUCGCAUCAACUGUACCGAUAUACGGCUGAUCGAUUUUGGCAGUGCGACCUUCGACGAUGAGCAUCACAGUACGAUCGUGUCCACCCGCCAUUAUCGCGCACCGGAAGUAAUACUCGAGCUCGGCUGGUCACAACCGUGUGACGUUUGGUCCAUUGGUUGCAUCAUGUUUGAGCUGUACGAAGGCGUAACACUCUUCCCGACGCAUGACAAUCGCGAACAUCUGGCCAUGAUGGAGCGCAUCCUCGGCACCAUCCCAUACCGUUUGGCAAGAAAAACAAAAACACGUUACUUCCACUUCGGCAAGCUGGACUGGGACGAGAAGACGUCCACCGGGCGGUAUGUCACGCACAACUGCAAACCACUGCACCGGUACGUCCAUUCGGACAAACCGGACCAUCUGCAGCUGUUCGAUCUGAUACGGAAGAUGCUUGAGUACGAUCCCGCCAACCGUAUCACAUUGGAUAAAGCACUGCGACAUCCGUUCUUCGCCAAGCUGCCCGCAAAUCAACGGCUGCAUGAGAAAUAUAUUGUGAAGGCGACCGAUCCACGACGCCCGGAACCGGGUAGUAAGCCGCGCGCCCCAAUGCCACUGUCCCUGCUGCCGAUAAUGGCACGCUGGCAGAAGGGUAGCAUAGGCUCGAAAGCUUAACGCGAUUACAACCACUACAAACGCACUAAUACUACAACCGGGGAGGAGGAGGCACUCACACAGCAAUCGUGAAGCUUAAUAGGCGCCACAUCUAAGGGGAAAUGUAGAUUACACAAUUUGUAUAGCAUACGAAGAACAAAAUGAAUAAGAAGAAGGAUAAAAACACACACACACAUGAACACACACACACUACUAAAUAUCGUGUGUCUAGCAGAGCUAUCGAUUCUGCCAAUUGCUCACUUCCAGAACAGACUGUACGCACACAGCUUAAGAGGAUGUUGGAUGUGUAAGUGUGUAAGUGUGUGUUUGUCUAUGUAAUAUGCGUGGUUCGGGGAGGGUGAAAAAAAAAGCCCCAAACGGCAUUAAUGUUCCUCCUAAUUGUGUAAGGAUAAUUUGUGUUUCCUUUCUCUAAUUUUUUUUUUUUGAUGCGAAAAACAAAACUCCAAACAAAAAUCAUAGAAUUAUGUACUAGAAAUGAAAAUACAGCGCUCAAAACCAGAUACAUAAUGUAUGGGGGAGGGAAGAAAAACCUGGAAGAAAUGAAUCUGCAUCAACGAGGGGUGUGUGAAUUUUGUAUGUGUAAAGCUAGGUUCGAUUUAAGCCUUUGUCUUCCAGUGCGUGUAAAAAUGAAACCGAUCGCGUGCGAUAGAUAAAACAAAGAACGGGGUGCGGCCGAGCAGGAGAGGGUGAUCGAUACGCUUGAGCUAGCAAGGGUGAAAAGCACAGCAGAAAAGGGUAUUUUUGUUUAGUUGUUUUUUUUUUUCGUUCUCCUGUGUGUCGGAAACCGAACGAACCAACCCGCUCGCUGCAUUGGGUUUCGCUCGCGCUGCUGUAGUCUAAUGGAUGUGUUCGGUCCGUGGUUUCUUUUCUCUGUAGGGGCAUUAGUUAGCAUUAGUUAGGCGCGAUAUAUAUAUAUUAGUUAGCCGGGAAAUGAAAAACAAAAACGUUGCGGACGCCAUAAAACACUACGCGACACACACACACUCAUGCAAGAAAAGUCCUUCAGAAUAAUCACCAUACAUGAGCCGGAUUUGGGGAAUGGCGUUGAUUGUAAAAAUUAAACGGUGAUUGAUGGAAGAUUUCUUUUUAAACGACAAAUUUUUCAUCAUCAGAGCUUCUUCUCAUCCGCGCGAUGAUGGUGUUAUUAGUCGGGCGUGUUAAUUAAAUAUAUACAUUAUUUUUUUCUGUUCUUACCAUCGCUAUUCUACGUCAGUCAGAGAGAUGAAGAGAGCGAUGUAGAGUAUCUUUUAUAAUUACUUUGUAAAACACCAUCGGCAUCAAAAAGCGGGAGCCUUGAAGCAAAAAAAAGGAAAGGAAUUAGAGUAGAGUUCAGAACAGAAAAUCUAUAUUGCUCCUUUACCGUCCGUUAAGAAAGAAGGGCCGUUCUUUUUAGAAGCGAAGAAAAAAAAAGCGAACCGCAGUUCGGUUCAGACGGAUAGCGAUGGGAAGAUUUUGGGAGUCUGCUGAAGAAGCCUCUAUGUGUGUGUGUGUAAUCAUACCCUGUAACACAUUUAGAGAGAGAUAAUUUCUAAGCAAGAAAGGAAGGUAGGAUUUUUCACCAUCAUCAAACAGUGGAUGGAAAUGCAUCUCCCACUUUGAUGCAGAAGUGUUGUAGGAGAUGAGUUGAACAGAGAGAGAAAAAAAAACAUAACAAAUGCUACUAUAUAUUAAUGUAGAAAACAAAUCUGUUUCUAUUUUGUAAAUGAAAUUGUCGACGAGUCUCUUACGAUUUGUUUUCUCUCUCUCUUUCUCUCUCUUAAGCAAUUUAGUAAGAUUGCCAACGCGUGCGUGCGAAUGGUGUUGAAUGUAAAAUAAAAGAAAAAGAGCAACAGAGCUUAGGAAGCGAAAAUCCCAUCGGUGUAAACCCCCCCCCCAAAACGCCCCAAAAACCAGGGUGGGCGCACUACUGUGUUAAUGGAACGAAAAAAAAAAUCAAACAAAACACCCACACCUAACACCGCUCACAUGGGAAGUCUCGUCCUGGCGUCAGACCGACGACCGAUGACACGUGUUGCGUGAUAGAGCGAGCAAGUGGGUUAUUAGUAUAGGGCAAAGGUGGACUUUUUUAAGGGGUUGAUGAAGAAAAAAAACUGGGAUCACUAAUAUGAAAACCCCCGGAAAGUUCACACACUACUAGUGAUUAUUGUAAGUGGAAGUAGCGGCUGUAAACAACAACAAAGCACCCCAACAAACAAAAAAUGUUGCGUGUAUCCGCUCGGUGUGAUUUUGAACUUGUUGGUUUAGAGUUAAAGACUUAUUUAAUAAAAUGGAAACAAAACCUUAAGCAACGAA
Messenger RNA from Anopheles stephensi (Asian malaria mosquito), 6984 nucleotides. RefSeq names its product AF4/FMR2 family member lilli-like. The coding region runs from base 1033 to 4692 and encodes 1219 amino acids. The transcript is spliced from 13 exons. Gene Ontology annotation, biological process: protein phosphorylation. The record is from RefSeq and is a predicted model, not a curated record. Gene Ontology annotation, cellular component: nucleus. Lineage: Eukaryota; Metazoa; Arthropoda; Insecta; Diptera; Culicidae. Gene Ontology annotation, molecular function: protein kinase activity; ATP binding.